CGCCUUCGUUUCCUUUGACCAAGAGUGGACGAGAUCCUCCGGCUCCGAGGGUCUAAGGUUCCUAUCAAAAGGAACAAAUGAACCCUGUGGGCUAUAUUUCUUGCAUACGGUACAAAAUGAACAUGCAUGAUUCGAUCUCGAGUUUGCCACUGCGAGUCAAGGCGGGACAGUCUGGGUUGUACGAUGUGCGUUGGACGUCGCUCCCUCGCCUGGCAAGCCCACGCCUGCUUUAGGCGGAAAUGACCGGCUCUUGCGCAGAGACGAGCUUGGCCGUUGACGUGCGGCUGGGGAAAGUGACGCGAUACGAGCCCACAAGCCACAGCCAGAAGGCGCCGACGGCUUACUAUGUCCACGGCCCUGACGCUGAAGCCGGUGGCAGUGGCUCGCUGAAUCGGGGACGCUCGGUGGAGGCCGAGUCGAUGGCCAAACAAAGAGCCGGGCGGGCAUGAUCCAAGCAGGAAUCGGCAUACCAUCAGAAGACAUUUCCAUUUUUGUUUCCUUGUGUGCUUGUCAAGCUUGCGUGUUGGAUGUACAUGCAGAUACGGGAUCCGUAGGGGACCUCUUGGCGUGGAGCCAGCUGUGCUGGGGGGCCAGUCUGGGCCCCCCCUUGCGCCUAUCGUUGCCGCAU
This is a messenger RNA of Gaeumannomyces tritici R3-111a-1, 628 nucleotides long. RefSeq lists its product as hypothetical. Bases 240 to 449 code for a protein of 69 amino acids. NCBI's taxonomy places the organism in Eukaryota, Fungi, Ascomycota, Sordariomycetes, Magnaporthales, Magnaporthaceae. The transcript has a single exon. The record is from RefSeq and is a predicted model, not a curated record.